GUAUUGCAUUGAAAACUCUGUUGUUUGUUGUCAUCACAAGAAUUAAGAUUAUUCUUAGCAUAACUUUUUGAGCGCUUAUUCAUCACUCAAUGUUAUAUAUAAGGGUGUCAAAGACAUUGACAGAGUUGGGAGUCGACUCCGAUGUUCGCUUCUAUUCGGGUACUCAUCACAUGCCAGCCCUAUGUCUGUGUGCACAGAGAGGACACUUGGAUCUGGUGAAACUGUUGCUCAAGUAUGGCUGCAGUACCAAUCAAGUGGACACUAAUGGACGAUCAGCUCUUCAUUUUGCUUGUAAUCAUUUGUUUGUGGAAAUCGUAAAACUUUUGAUAGCAAACAGAGCCACACUUAAUAUGGCAUCAAAUUAUGGUCACAUUCCUCUUCAUUUAGCUGCACAACAGCCAUCACUUGAAUUGGUUCGUUUGUUAGUUGAAUCGGGAAGUGAUUUGGAGAAAAAAGAUUUAGAUGGAAGAACUCCUUUAGUUUUAGCCAUUCUUAACAAUCAGUUUGAAAUCGUCGAGUUUUUGGUACUUCAGGGAUCAGAUGUUAAUACAGUAGACAAUUGUGGAAACACACCACUACUUCAUGCCAUUAAUAGUGGGCUCAGUAUUAAUCCAGAAAUUGUUAAAAUACUUCUUCAGGCCGGAGCUAAUCCAAACAUCUCUAAUAACUAUGGACUAAAUCCUUUGAUAACAACGAUUAGAAGAAGUAGUGAUCACACUCUUGAUGGUCAGGACACAGUUCGCCAUCUAAUUGAUCACAAUUGUGAUCUAAAUAUUUAUGAAUACGAUUCAGCCAUUUGUGGAGAAAGUGCUCUUCACUUAGCCAUAUCUCGAAAUCAGGACCGUAUCACUGAAAUGUUGAUCCGAGCGGGUGCUGAUGUCAAUGUCCCCAAUCAAAUGGGAUUAACUCCUAUUUCUCGAUUAGUAAAGGAAGGAAAGAUAGAUCUGAUAAAACUUAUGAUCGCCAGCGGCGCCGACACUAAUCUUAAUAGAAAUUUGUCAUUAAAUGAAGCAGUUCUUCGCAAUCAUUUAAUAAACAAUGACAAUGAAGUCAAUAAAUUAAUUGUCGAUCAAAGCCAUUGUUUUCUUAGACUAAAACACUUGUGUAGAGUUAGAUUGAGGUCUUGGCUCGAGAGGAGAGCUGAUUAUGUCAUCAAACAAACACCUAUUCCUUCAACAAUACGUCGCUAUCUUCUACUCAACGAUUUAUAA
Oppia nitens is the source of this 1211-nucleotide messenger RNA. Its product is annotated as putative ankyrin repeat protein RF_0381. Lineage: Eukaryota; Metazoa; Arthropoda; Arachnida; Sarcoptiformes; Oppiidae. The transcript is spliced from 4 exons. The record is from RefSeq and is a predicted model, not a curated record. Gene Ontology annotation, biological process: intracellular signal transduction. Gene Ontology annotation, molecular function: protein binding. Bases 90 to 1211 code for a protein of 373 amino acids.